Molecule: messenger RNA, 1062 nt
Organism: Pterocles gutturalis (yellow-throated sandgrouse)
Lineage: Eukaryota; Metazoa; Chordata; Aves; Pterocliformes; Pteroclidae
Gene: PTAFR
Product: platelet-activating factor receptor
Exons: 1
Coding region: 1-1062 (353 amino acids)
Biological process (GO): chemotaxis; G protein-coupled receptor signaling pathway
Cellular component (GO): membrane
Molecular function (GO): platelet activating factor receptor activity; G protein-coupled purinergic nucleotide receptor activity
Source: RefSeq, a predicted model, not a curated record
AUGUCUGGAAAGGGUAAAGGUGGUGCUGAGGGUAGUGCUGAUUCCUACAUUUCAUGCCACAUAGACUCUGAGUUUCGCUACAACCUCUUCACUGUUUUCUACAGCAUCAUUUUCAUUCUGGGCUUUGUUGCCAACUGCUAUGUGCUCUGGAUUUUCUGCCAUGUUUACUGCAGCAAGAAACUCAAUGAAAUCAAGAUAUUCAUGGUAAACCUGACAGUAGCUGACCUGCUCUUCUUGGUUACGAUGCCAAUGUGGAUUGCUUACUAUCACCACCAUGGAGACUGGACCAUGCCUGAGUUCCUCUGUAAUGUGGCUGGCUGUUUAUUUUUCGUUAACACCUACGCUUCUGUUGCCUUUCUGAUGGUCAUCACAUACAACCGUUACCAAGCCGUGACUAAUCCCAUUAAAGCUGCUCGGCUUACCACCCAGAGAAGGGGUAUCUACUUAUCAGCAGCUAUCUGGAUCCUGAUAGUGGGCAGCUCUUUGUAUUACCUUUUUGACAAUAAUACUAAUCAGGAGGAGAUCAAUUCGAAGAAUUUCACACGGUGCUUUGAGCACUAUGACACUUCUGGCAGUGUUUCAGCUGUUCUUGCCAUUCACAUCAUCAUCUGCAUCCUCUUCUAUAUCAUUUUCCUCUUUAUACUAGGCUGGAACAUCUUCAUUAUCAGGACCUUGUUCUCCAAAUCAGUGCAGCCACGGAAGAAUGCUCAUGUCAAGCAAAGGGCGCUCUGGAUGGUUUGCACGGUGCUGGCUGUGUUCAUCAUAAGCUUUGUACCUCAUCACAUAGUGCACCUGCCCUGGACCCUCACUGUUCUGGAGCAGUGGAAGAAGGAAAACUGUCAGUUGCGCCAACAACUCAAUGAUGCUCACCAGGUGACUUUGUGCCUCUUGAGUACAAACUGUGUGUUAGACCCAAUCAUCUACUGCUUCCUCACCAAGAAGUUCCAGAAGCAUCUUUCAGAAAACCUGAAAAGCAUGAAAGGGAGUCGCAAGUGCUCCAGGCAAACCACGGACACAGUGAUUGAGGCCACCAUUCACCAUGAGGAUGCCAUCAGGAUCUAG